Molecule: messenger RNA, 3018 nt
Organism: Fonsecaea multimorphosa CBS 102226
Lineage: Eukaryota; Fungi; Ascomycota; Eurotiomycetes; Chaetothyriales; Herpotrichiellaceae
Exons: 1
Coding region: 1-3018 (1005 amino acids)
Cellular component (GO): intracellular anatomical structure
Molecular function (GO): RNA binding; ATP binding
Source: RefSeq, a predicted model, not a curated record
AUGAGACUGGCUCACACACACGGGCUCACUCUCGAAGAAGUGACUCUCAAACCUUCCACAGCACAGAUCGAGCCUCCCGUGGAUGGGGUCUCAUUAAAGAAUAACGGCAGGCUGGCUGCCAAAAUGAAGGCUGGUCUGGAGGCCGCUAGACAACAAGCAGCGAUGAAGGAGACUCUUCGCUUGAGACAGACAUUACCUCUGAUGGCCGAGGGGGCGCAGCAGGCCCUUCUCAAAUUGAUCGACGACAAUGAUAUGGUGAUCGUCCUGGCUAAAACUGGCUCGGGGAAGACUACACAAGUCCCUCAGAUUAUACUCGACAACAAAAUCAUGUCUGGCCAAGGCCCUUGUACAAACAUUGUUUGCACCCAACCUCGGCGCAUUGCGGCAACUUCUGUGGCACAGAGGGUAUCUCACGAGCGCCAUGAUACCAUCAGAAAUACUGUUGGCUACCAUAUUGGCCACGAUAACUGCUCGCCAAUUCCGCGUGGCAGCAUCACUUAUUGCACCACAGGGAUCCUCCUCAACCGACUCAUAGCCAACCCACAAGCAACAUUGUCUUCCCAUUCGCACAUCAUUGUUGACGAGGUCCACGAACGCGAUAUACAGAUUGAUCUUGUCCUCUCGCUUCUUCGCAGGGCUAUGCGAGCCAGGAGGGCCGCGCAGGAGAGCUGCCCUAAGGUUAUCCUGAUGAGUGCUACCAUUGACCCGACGACUUUUCUCGACUAUUUCAGACAGCCAGCGGAGGACGGCUCUAUCCUCAACGUCGAUUGCCUCGAUGUAGAAGGAAGGCGUGCGCAUGUCGAAACCCACUAUCUGCCUGAGAUUCUCUCAGAAUUGUCGCAAGGUGGCGACCUACACCCCUCAAUACGCCAGUUGAUUAAGGGUGGUCACCACCAAUCUAGCGCGCAACAGAUCGAACAUGAGAUGCGUUUUUCUGCCAGGCAAAUAAAGAUGGCAUCAUCGCAUUCACACUCCAGGAAAAAAGGCGCAAAUGAGUCGUCGCCGCUGCCAGAUGCUGUCGAUGAAUCCGACUCGGCUGAACUUAUAGGCUCGAUGCGUGUGGGCUUAGCUGUCUCCGUAAUCGCCCACAUUGCGAAGACUAAGCCUGACGGCGAUGUAUUGGUGUUUUUUCCUGGUUCGACGGAAAUGGAAAAGGCCGAGCUUCUUUUGACCAGCGGCCGCUUCGCCACUCUGGGACUUGACUUCCAGGAUCCAGAUAAGUUCCGGCUGUUCAAACUUCACUCGCUGCGCCGGGAAACCAACGAUCAAGUCUUUGAACCUGUUCCUGAGGGCUGUCGGAGAAUCGUCCUGACGACAAACAUUGCAGAGACCUCAAUCACGCUUCCAAAUGUCGUUCAUGUCGUCGACACUGGCAAGGAGCGAAAUAGCCUGUUUGACCCUUCGACCCUUGCCAGGAGUCUACCUUAUACUUGGAUCAGCAAGACCAGCUCAGUUCAAAGACGUGGACGUGCUGGACGCGUCCGAGAUGGUCAUUACUACGCUCUGUUUUCAAAGGAACGCCAUGACUCACUUCGACCAAUGCAACGUCCUAAGAUCGAGCAGACCGAUCUCGCGGAAAUGGCUUUGCAGUUCAAGGCAUUCCCCCAACACGUCGAUGUCGAAGGUCUUCUUCUCGACACAAUAGAUCCGCCCACCUCUGAAUCGGUCGCGAGCGCGAUCAGACAGUUACAAAGUCUGGGCGCAUUGACCGAAAGAGGGGACAUCACAGAUCUAGGCAGAUUACUGUGGCGCCUGGGAGUCCAUCCAGCAUUGGGCAAGGGCAUUCUCAUGGGAUCACUGUUCGGAUGUCUGGAACCCAUGCUGAUUAUUGCCUGUCACGAUCCUGGAGCUCCUCUUGUGUCGACUCUAGCACUGAGUAUCGACAGACUCAGAGUUGUGAAACAGCAAUACCUUCCCGAAUUCGAGAGUGACUUUGCGUGGAUCAUCGAGGCCUUCAAAGAGUACCAUGAAGCCAACCUGGCCGGUGACGAAAAUCUCAUGCAGGAGUUAUGUGAGACCAAACACAUUCGACACCGCGCCUACCUGGAUAUGAUGAUGACAAGCAAAGGACUCCACGAUGUCCUCGCGGAAAUUGGAUUUGUUCCGCCUCCUCAGUCCGGCAAAACCCUUUUCGAAUCGCUUCCUGACUCUCUAAAUGUAAACAGUGACAAUAUGGUGCUUGUUAAAGCGCUGCUUGUCAACACUGUCAGCGCUGAACUAGCCGCCUGGCGGGGAGCGACAAGCUUGAGGGGCCGUCAAUAUGGUUGGUCGACUGAUAGUCGUGAUCUCAUCGGCAUGAUAUCGAAACACGGGGUGAAUGAAGCGAACACUCGGGGGGACCGACGUCAGAAGAAGAAAUACCGAAGCUAUGGUCGCUUGAUGGCAUACACAUGGAAACAAGCGGGGCUCGACGGACCUGACGAUGUCGUGUGGCUCGAACAGGCAUCCAUGGUGACACCGCUCAUGGCCAUCUUAUUCUGUCGGAGUCUCAAGCUGCAAGUAGAUCAGGUGUUGGAACUCAAUGGGUGGCUUCGGCUCCGUUUCUUACCACCUGACGAUGUUGCGCCAGGAAUCUCGGAUCAAGCGGCGGCCAUCCUGAUGGAAUUGAGGAAAACAGUCGAUCGAUUUGUGAACCUCGCAUGGCUAGAGCUAGAGAGGCUGAAUCAACCUCGAGGACAACACAACUCUAAAAGCCAGGGCCAAGCUGCAACACCAAGCAGAUUGGGUCUUGGGCUGAGGAACGUCAUGGUGGAAGCGAUUGUGAAAAUGCUUGAUGCCGAUGAGGCGUAUUGGAAGGAGUGGCGUGAACGGCGCCGCACGGAGAUUGCUUUGGAUGUUGCACGGCAAAACAAGGAGCAGGAAGCCGCAGAGGCAGAAGCCGCCGUUGGUGACGAGGAUCAAGAAACAGAGCAACAGGAGGACGCCGCAGAAGAGGAGGACGACGACACUGAGUCGGAUGCACAAGGCCGCCGCAGGAAUGAUGCUGCUGAUCCAGCAUACGAGAAGGCUCCAACCUGA